CCUCCUUUCGUCAGAACCGACUGCACGCAAGUACCCGGCUUCCGGUGCUGGCGGCGCUAUGCGCACCGGGAAAUGUAGUUUUAGCGCUAGUGAAUUAGAGGUAAAUCGAAGUUUUGGAAUUAUAUUAUUGAUUUCAGACAGUUGUGCUGUUGCUGAUACUUGACUAAUAAAAUCCACCCAUCGAGGGUGAUCCUCUGCAUUGUGGCUUCUACUACUUAAGACAUCUAAGCCCCUACCCAUCGAGACAUUGUGCUGGGUAAGUGGUUGGAAGAUGAUUUGAUGAAAUAAAGAAGAGGAAUAAACUUUAAAAGCAAAUUGCUCAAAAUAAUACAUUAUAAAACAACAAACUUAACUGUGAAAUUACCAAUAAGGUCAGUGAAUGUCUGCUUAGUGGCUAUAAUAUAUUGUAUGUCUGUUUUACACUAUCAUCACACACAAUAAUAGCAAUGAUAAAUGGUUGCUUGGGCAAUCAUAUCAUACAUCUGAACAACCAAAUCAAAAUUGGAUACUGCCUAUAACAAAGUGUGUGCACAAGGGACUGUGUCUGCUUUUUGCUGCUUGUCUAAACAGCUACACUUGUGACCUACCGCUCCCAAAAUACACCUCAGGCCUGCCCGGUCUUUUGGUGAGAGCAGUAAUGGGUUAAGUAGGCCUUGGCGAUGGACUGCUCCACCCCUCGUCCCGAUCCGCUCCUGUCAUCUGUGCCUUUCAGACCCAGAAGUCUAACGAGGGCUGAGAAUUGAAACUUGCAGCUUUCACAGCACAACUGAUCACGGUGACGUUUGCUGGCACCUACAGAUGGCAUCCUGGACUCUUGCCAGCCUGCUGGGCAUGCUCACUCAGCUCGGGUGUGUCUCCUCACUCCAUUUCUCCCCCGAGACGGUGGGCAUCCAGUCGGCCUUCUCCGCCGCCCGAACCAGCAGCUUCCACGGAGGUUCCCAGGCGGCCGUGACCUUCGACCGCCUUCUCCUUAACGUCGGCGAUGACCUAAAUCCCGACACCGGAGUGUUCAGGUGUCGCAUAUCCGGCACUUACUACUUCUCUUAUACGGUGGGUAAGUUUCCGAAGAAGCCUCUGUCCGUCAUGCUGGUGAAGAACAGGCAGGAAGUCCAGGCUUUGGUCUACAACGACCACCAAAACAAAGAUCGGAAAGUACAAAGCCAGAGCGCCGUGAUCAGACUGAAGGCCCAGGAAACAGUGUGGCUCCUUUGUCACAACAGCCCUAAAUAUGCCCUAUACAGCAAUACGGGGCCGUACGUCACCUUCAACGGAUACCUAAUAUACCCAGACUCUUCCUCAGACUACCUUGACAAUCACUUGGCUCUGCCAGGGUUCUUCUAUCCUGGCUUCCCUCUUCUGGGCAGUCCCAGGAAGGCCCAAGCAAAAAACAGGGAGGAGCCCCGAUCGGCGUUUUCAGUGGGCAAGACUACCUCUGUUCUGGGGAAGAGUUCAGCGCAGGAGAUGAAGCAGGCCAUGACUUUUGACGUUGAGUACGUCAACAUCGGGGGUCAUUUUAACAAGUCAUCUGGCCGCUUUACUUGCCGGUUCCCCGGAGUCUAUUACUUUGCCUUCACUGUGGGCAAGCACCCGGAAAGGGCCUUGUCUGUGAAGCUGAUGACGGGGGCUGGAGAGGUGCAGGCUAUGGUGUUUGACAACGGCAAGUCGAAGCGGCGGGAAAUGCAGAGUCAGAGUCUGCUUUUGUCACUGCGGGAGGGAGACACCGUGUGGCUGUACAGCCACCAACACAAACGCUUUGCUGUCUAUAGCAACCAAGGCCGCUACACCACCUUCUCUGGUUUCCUGGUAUACCCUGAGCCGCUGGAAUCGAAGCAUUUGUCCAGAACUCCUCUAUGAGACCUGCCUCCACACACACCACGUAAAACACCUUUAUGAAUCAUCAAAUCCUUUCUAAAGUCACAUCACAACUACUUAAUAUGCACAUAAUACUUAUGUAAUGGUGCAUGAUACGUACGUCUAAAAUGAAAGCUACAACGUCUUAUUGAUAAUAUGCCGCUUAAACUUAAUGUGUUUAGAGCAAAAAUGUCUCUGAAAAUCAUAACACGUCUAGAUCACUGAAAUUUCUCCC
Molecule: messenger RNA, 2086 nt
Organism: Brienomyrus brachyistius
Lineage: Eukaryota; Metazoa; Chordata; Actinopteri; Osteoglossiformes; Mormyridae
Gene: c1qtnf13
Product: C1q and TNF related 13
Exons: 2
Coding region: 799-1854 (351 amino acids)
Molecular function (GO): protein binding
Source: RefSeq, a predicted model, not a curated record